Messenger RNA from Gallus gallus (chicken), 1960 nucleotides. RefSeq names its product empty spiracles homeobox 1 (gene EMX1). The transcript has 3 exons. Gene Ontology annotation, biological process: brain development; regulation of DNA-templated transcription; neuron differentiation. Lineage: Eukaryota; Metazoa; Chordata; Aves; Galliformes; Phasianidae. Gene Ontology annotation, molecular function: DNA binding; DNA-binding transcription factor activity, RNA polymerase II-specific. The coding region runs from base 710 to 1417 and encodes 235 amino acids. The record is from RefSeq and is a predicted model, not a curated record.
AGAGCCAAACUGCGGAGUGAACUCGGGACGGACCAAAGUGCGGAGGGGCUGCGCGCCCGCGCAUCUAUCUCCUCAACGCGGCUCCGGGGGAGAAAACAGCGACUUUGGGAUUUUUCGUCGAUUUUAUAUCAUUUUAUUAUUAUUAUUAUUAUUCCCAGCGCUGGGAAGAGCGGGGCCGGGCCGGGCUUUAAGCGGGGCUCCGCGCUGCGCGGACAUUGCGCGGGGGCUGCGCGGGUAACGGGAGCUCUCCGACCUUUCUUUCGCGGAGCGGCCGAGCCGCGGGGCCGCACUGCCGUCCCGAUUUUCAGCACGAAAGAAGCGAUGUAGCGAUUUCCUACGAAGCGAGCGCAGCCCGCAGCCCCGCUCCCACAACUUCUCGCCUCGCCGCCGGCUCCAGUCCAGUUUUUCGGGCGCUCUCCUCCUUCCCAGCGCCGGCCCCAGCCCCGGCCCUCCUCACCCGCAGGUGAGGGCCGCCCAGGCGGGGACGGGGGACGGGGGGGGGGCAGCGCCAGGUACCGGCCCUAUUUGUAGGGCUGCGGGGCUGCGGGGUGCGGGGGCGGCCCGCGGGGUGCGGGCGGUGGGUGCGCGUGUGCGCGGCCCCGAGGGGGGGGCCGGUUGGGGGGGGGGGGGGGGUGGUUUCUCGCACACACACACACACACACGCGCACCCGCAGGAACAGCCCCGCCGCGGCCCCCCCGAGCUCAAACCAUGUUCCAGCCGUCCGCCAAGCGCUGCUUCACCAUCGAGUCCCUGGUGGCCAAGGACACCCCGCUGAGCCCCGAGGAACCCCUGCGGCCCUCGGCCCUCAAUUAUCCCCCCCCCGCCGCUUCCGACGCCUUCCCCGGCGGUUUCCAAGGGGCCGCCGCCGGCCGGGCUCUGUACGGCGGCACCGAGCUCGUUUUCCCCGAAGCCGUGGGGCACCCGGCUCUGCCCGUCGCUCCGCAUCAGCUCGGAGCAUCGCCUCUCCCGCACCCUCACUCCUUCUUCGGACCGCAACAUCGCGACCCGCUCAACUUCUACCCCUGGGUGCUGCGCAACCGCUUCUUCGGGCACCGCUUCCAAGGGAGCGAAGUGUCCCAGGAGAGCCUCCUCCUUCACGGCCCCUUCGCCCGCAAACCCAAACGUAUCCGCACCGCCUUCUCCCCAUCCCAGCUGCUACGGUUGGAAAGGGCCUUCGAGAAGAACCAUUACGUGGUGGGCGCCGAGCGCAAGCAGCUGGCCAGCAGCCUCAGCCUCUCCGAGACCCAGGUGAAAGUGUGGUUCCAGAACCGGCGGACGAAAUACAAACGGCAGAAGCUGGAGGAGGAAGGGCCGGACUCGGAGCAGAAGAAGAAAGGUUCCCAUCACAUCAACCGAUGGCGCCUCGCCACCAAGCAGUCGAGCGGAGAAGACAUCGACGUCACCUCCAACGACUAAGGCAGGGACAGGCUCCUGGUGCAGCCGCCAUGCAGAGGAACCCGGGGGACGACGCGGGGACGCGCGCGGCAUCACCCAACGAACUCUAAGGGACGUCACCGCCGCCGCCGCUGCCCCACCGGGACCCAUCCGUCCCCCCCGCCGCCCGGAGCCCGGCGCAGCCCUCGGGGCGCGUUUUGGGGCUCUCCCGUUGAGCCUGGGAGGAAGAGGAGGCUGCCGGGACCCCGGGACACGACCGCGCACCCUCCUCCGCGUGGGGACCGCCCGUCAGCCGUGAGGUCGCAUCCAACGUCCUACCUUCGAGCUCAAUGUUUCCAACCCUUUUUCUUUCUUUUCUUUUUUUUUUUUUUUUUUGCCUUCUCCCCUCCUCCUUUCUCUGUCUCUCCCUCUCUCUCUCUCUUUUUUUUUAACAAGCCUUUGUUUUAAUUUAUUCUUUUUUUUUUUUUUUUUUUGUGCCCAUGUGUGCGUGCGUUCCCCGUCAUAGGUAGUCCGCAGCUGUAGUGUGUGUUACUGCGUGGUAAUAAAAAGCAAAAUGUGCUCAAA